AACCAAAACCAACCUCUUCCUUCCAUAUGCAUCCUCUUACCUGCCUUGCAGUGCAUUAUACUAGCUAGACAAAAGUAGUUUCAAAUUCUUGACCUACCAAUACCAUAAUAUACCAAUCAAUAAUGGCAUGUAGUAGUAAUAGUAGUAAUGGGAUGAGGACAUGUUGGGUUAAUAAUCAGGUUCUAAUUAUUCUAUUUAUGUUGUUAAGUUGUGCUGUGGUAACUCUAGCAGCACCACCUGAUGAUACUGAAGCCAGAAAGAGCCUUAUCAAGUUCAAAGAGUCAUUGACCAAUGACAGUGCAUUAAAUGAUUGGAAUGUGUCCAUCAGUCUGUGCUCGGGCAAUGAUUCAAAUUGGAAUGGUUUGCUUUGCUUGAAUGACGUGUUUUAUGGGCUGAGACUUGAAAGCAUGGGAUUGAAAGGUAUGAUUAAUAUGGAAGUACUUGCAGAGUUGCCGACUUUACGGAGCAUAAGCGUGAUGAACAAUGACUUUGAAGGUCCAAUGCCAGACAUAAAGAAACUUGGUGGAAUAGUUGGUGGUUCAUUGCGAGGAUUGUUUCUGUCCAACAACCGCUUCUCCGGUGAGAUAUCAGAUGAUGCUUUUGUUGGGAUGCUGUCUUUGAGGAGACUCUUAUUAUCUCACAAUGAGUUUAUUGGCAAAAUUCCAAACUCACUUGCAAAAUUGCCUAAGCUUGCUGACCUUCUUCUUGAUGAUAACCAGUUUGAUGGUCAAUUACCUGAUUUUGCUUCCAAGGAUCUAAGAACUGUUAAUCUUGCAAAUAACAGAUUUCAGGGUCCCAUACCACCUAGUCUACAGGACAUCUUUGCUGGCUCCUUUUCUGGGAACGUUGGCCUUUGUGGUAAGCCUCUGAAAAACAAGUGUAAGUCAUCGAAGAAGUGGUCAGUCCUAAAAAUGGUAAUCAUAAUAGUGGUUGUGGGGGUUGUUGUACUAGCAGCCAUCACUGUAGCUUUCUUCAUAUGUUGUGGCUGCCGGAGACGGAGACGGAGACAGAGCCAUAACAAAACAACAACCCUGCAAUUUGGGAAGUCAGCAGCAAAACUCAAUACAAAGAAAGGGUUUGCUGAUAAUAAUUACAAGCAGAAGCAAGAACAGCAGCAGGAAGAGGAGGAGGAGGAAGAAGAAGAAAACACAGAUAAGAAGAAGAAGAAGAAGAAGAAGAAGGGGGGUGAACAAGGCCAGUUGCACUUUGUAAGGAAUGGGAGGGAGAGGUUUAAGGUACAGGAUUUACUUAGAGCCUCUGCACAAGUUCUGGGAAGUGGGAAUUUAGGGUCUUCUUACAAGGCUAUACUUCUUUCUGGGCCAACUGUGGUUGUCAAGAAGUUUAGGCAUAUGAGCAGUGUGGGAAAAGAUGAAUUCCAUCGCCACAUGACAAGGCUAGGAAGGUUGUCUCACCCUAAUUUGCUCCCUCUUGCCGCCUUCUACUUCAAGAAAGAAGAAAAGCUUUUGAUUACUGACUUUGUUGAAAAUGGUAGCUUAGCAUAUCAUCUCCAUGGUAAAUGUAGUCCCAUCCAGCCGGGGCUUGACUGGCCAACCCGUUUAAAAAUCAUCAAAGGAGUAGCCAAGGGAUUGGCUUACCUGUACAAAGAGAUACCUAGCCUGACAUUGCCCCAUGGUAACCUAAAAUCAUCAAAUGUGCUUCUAGAUGACACAUUCGAACCCCUCUUGGGAGAUUAUGCGCUUGUGCCUGUGAUUAACAAAGAACAUGCUCAAAAAUUCAUGGUAGCCUAUAAGUCACCUGAGUUUAGCCAACAUGACCGCACCACCAAGAAGACAGAUGUGUGGAGCCUUGGCAUUCUCAUACUCGAGAUGUUGACCGGUAAGUUCCCAGCAAAUUAUUUAAAACAAGGUAAAACUGGUAAUGCGGAUUUGGCAGUUUGGGUCAACUCUGUUGUGAGAGAGGAGUGGACAGGUGAGGUGUUUGAUAAAGACAUGAAAGGAACCAAGAAUGGCGAAGGAGAGAUGCUUAAGCUUUUGAAGAUUGGAAUGUGUUGUUGUGAGUGGAAUGUGGAGAGGAGGUGGGAUUUGAGGGAGGCAAUUGACAAGAUUGAAGAGUUAAAAGAACGAGAUAGUGAUGAAGACAACUCUUCUUAUGCUAGUGAAGGUAACAUGUACUCUUCUAGAGCCAUGACUGAUGAGGACUUCUCUUUCUCAGUCACGGGUUGAAUUGCCAUACAAUAAGUCUAGGAAUAUAGAAACUGGUCAGACAAUAUUGGACACGAAAUAUGUAUGGCUAGACAAGAUUUUUAAAGUUUUCCAGUUCAACCAACAAAUCUAAUAAAAUCUUAUCAAUUCUUCUGUACUUCAUGUUUAUUUCUAUAUUAGUUUCUUUGUUUGUAGCAGGACUGGUUAGGGAUAUAAUGUUUAUG
Molecule: messenger RNA, 2386 nt
Organism: Camellia sinensis
Lineage: Eukaryota; Viridiplantae; Streptophyta; Magnoliopsida; Ericales; Theaceae
Product: putative LRR receptor-like serine/threonine-protein kinase At4g31250
Biological process (GO): protein phosphorylation
Molecular function (GO): protein binding; protein kinase activity; ATP binding
Source: RefSeq, a predicted model, not a curated record